AUGGAGUGUGACCAUGGAGAUGGUUAUAUGCGUUCAUGUUGGAUUUGUAUUUGUUGUUCUCAUUUGAUUGCAGUGUGGUUUGAUUUGGUUAGGAUGGCUGACCAAAGGCAAACUCGUGGUCGAGCUGCGAUGAUACGAGAUGCACCCGAAGAGGCUCAUGAUGAGUCGUCUGUGCAUAUAGGGCAACAUGAACCGGCCAACGUAGCAGGUAGAGGCCGUGGGCGUGGUAGACCUAGAGGUAGAGCUAGAGGUCACGCUGUGGAGGAACAGGAACCAGUUCAGGCUCCUGGGAUACCACAACAACCUAACGCGCCAGGCUUCGACUUUAAUCAGUUCUUAGCUGGAGUUGCAGCUAUGCAGGCUAACCAAGUGGAGAAUCAGGCUAUGCAUAGGGAGCAACUAUUGCAACAACAACAGCGUGUUGGUGCAAAUGUUGAUAGAGACAGUGUUUUGGCUUAUAUGCGGCUCAAACCAACAGAAUUUGAUGGUUCAGGCGAUGCAUUGGAUUUUCUUGAGGAAGUUGAGCGUAAUGCUAGACGUUUGCAGGCUGACGAGAGACAGUCAAUCUUGUUAGUUGAAAUGUCAAUGAAAGGACCAGCAAAAGAUUGGUUUCGACGUAUAAUUCAACCUACGAUGAAUCAAAUGACCUGGGCAGAGUUUGUUAAUCGGUACAGAGAAUUUUAUCUGCCAUUUUCUGUGACCGAGAGUUAUCGUGAUCAAUUGCUGAAUUUGAGAAGAGGAAAUAGGUCAGUGCAAGAAUAUGUGACAGAGUUCACUAGGUUGGGAAGAUUUGCACCUGAUUUGAUGGAUGAUCCAGCAAGGGCGAAUGCGAGUUUUAUCAAGGGUUUAGGACCCGAGUUUAUUAGCCUUGUUUCUGAUGUGAACCGAGAUUUGAUCCAGUUGAUAGACAGUGCACGUCAAAUGGAGACUUCGUUGGUACAGUUUGGCAGAAUUGUAAAUUCUACUGCACCAGUGUCGACAAGGAGUGAUCAAGUUGGUGCGACAGCCAAUACACAAAUGUGGUUUAAUCCAAGUGGUUUUACUGGACCGCGACGUAAAAAUUUUAAAGGGAAGAGUAAUAAGCGUUUCAAUACCCCUGGAGCUAGUUCAAGUGGACGUAGCUCAGGAAGUUCUGGAGUUUUAACUCCAUAUUGCCAGAAUUGUCGGAGGAGACACUAUGGAGUGUGUCACCUUGCUCCAGGAGCGUGUUUUGUUUGUGGCCAACCAGGCCAUUAUGCAAGACAAUGUCCGAUGUCAGGAGCACAAGGGUCUGCUGCCAGUGUUGCUCAACCUUUUCAGCAGCAGCGGAGACCUAUGUUUCCGGCGGCAUCUGGGCAAGGUCAAACUGGUAGUACAUUUACUAGCCAGAGAGGAAGAGGUUUUGGUAAUAAUCGAGGUGGAGGAAGAAAUGGUGGAGGAAGAGGUACUGGUCAGAACUCUCAAGCGGAGGGGAGUCAAGCCAGGGUGUUUGCACUAAAUCCACAAGAGGCUCAAGCCUCUAAUGCAGUUGUGCAAGGUAUUUUUACUAUAGCUUCAAUGGAUGCUUUAGUAUUAUUUGAUCCGGGUGCAACACAUUCAUUUGUUUCACCGAGUUUUGCGAUUAAGAUGGGAAAGCAACCCGCUUACUUGCAAAAUCCAUUAUCAGUAGCCACGCCAAUGGGUGAAAGUAUGGAUGCGGACAUAGUUUAUUCGUCUUGUCCUGUGAAUGUUCAAGGACGAGAGUUGCUUGCCGAUCUAAUUUUGCUAGAAGUACUAGCAUUUGAUGUUAUAUUAGGUAUGGAUUGGUUAGCUCGACAUUAUGCGAGUGUGGAUUGUCGCGAGAAGUUAGUGACAUUCAAUACCCCUGGAAUUGAGGUGGUUUCACUUCAAAGUGAAAAAUUAAAAUCCACUGCUAGCAUAAUCUCAGCUAUGAAAGCUCAACGAAUGAUGAGAAAAGGAUGUCAAGCAUUCUUGGAUAUUGUGUUGGAUACAGAGAAAGCUCAAAGAACUGUACAGAAUGUACCGGUGGUAAUGGAGUAUCCAGAUGUUUUUCCAGACGAAUUACCGGGAUUACCACCAGAUAGGGAGAUAGAGUUUUGUAUUGAGUUAGCUCCUGGUACCAAACCGAUAUCAAUACCUCCUUAUCGAAUGGCGCCAGCAGAGUUAAAGGAAUUGAAAGAUCAACUAGAGGAACUACUUAGUUGUGGUUUUAUCAGACCAAGUGUUUCCCCAUGGGGAGCACCUGUUUUAUUUGUUAAAAAGAAGGACGGAUCAUUUCGGCUCUGUAUAGAUUACAGACAGCUGAACAAAGUUACAAUCAAGAACAAGUACCCAUUGCCAAGGAUUGAUGAUUUGUUCGAUCAACUGCAAGGAGCAAGGUAUUUUUCUAAGAUUGACUUGCGAUCAGGAUAUCAUCAGUUAAAGAUCCGAGAGGAUGAUGUUUCGAAAACUGCUUUUAGGACUCGGUAUGGUCACUACGAGUUCCUAGUUAUGUCAUUUGGAUUGAAUAACGCACCAGCGGCUUUCAUGGAUUUGAUGAAUAGGAUAUUCAAACCCUUCUUGGAUCAGUUUGUAAUUGUUUUCAUUGAUGAUAUUUUGAUCUACUCGCGUACGGAGGAGGAGCAUGCACAUCAUUUGCGCAUAGUUCUUCAGACAUUGAGGGAGCAUCAAUUAUACGCCAAGUUUUCAAAGUGUGAAUUUUGGUUAGAAGAAGUGGCAUUUUUGGGACAUGUUGUGUCUCAAAAUGGAAUCAAAGUAGAUCCAAAGAAGAUUGAAGCAGUUGUGGAAUGGAAACGACCAACUUCGCUGACUGAAAUUCGUGAUUUCUCAAAAAUCUCUGCACCAUUGACGAAGUUAACUCAGAAGAAUGCAAAGUACGAAUGGACAGAGAAAUGCGAUAACAGUUUUCAGAAACUGAAGGAGUGUCUAACGACAGCUCCAGUGUUAGCAUUACCUGAAGGUAUUGAAGGAUUCACUGUUUACUGUGAUGCUUCAAGGGUUGGUUUAGGAUGUGUUUUAAUGCAACAUGGACGAGUAAUAGCUUACGCUUCUCGCCAAUUGAAAAAGCAUGAAAGAAGGUGGCUAGAGUUGCUUAAAGAUUAUGAUUGCACUAUACAGUAUCAUCCGGGUAAAGCUAAUGUGGUAGCUGAUGCGCUAAGCAGAAAGUCUGCAGGAAGUUUAGCACAUGUUACAACAGAGUGGCGAAGGCCAUUGAUCAAAGAGAUCUAUACGAUGUUCAGUCAGAACAUUAGGUUUGAAGUUUCUUAUCUUGGAAGCUUGAUAGCCCAAUUAAGUGUGCGACCAACUCUAAUCGACAGGAUUAGGGAACUACAAGGUGAAGAUCCUCAACUAAAGCGUGUCAUGGAGGAGGUAGAGAAAGGAAAGUGUCAAGACUUCAGUAUUGUUAACGGAACACUGAAGUAUGGUACCAGAUUAUGUGUACCAGAUAUUGAAAAUUUAAGGCAGAAGAUCAUGGAGGAAACCCAUGGAUCAACUUAUAGUAUUCAUCCAAGUUCUACCAAGAUGUAUAGAGAUAUUAAGGAGAUGUACUGGUGGAACGGAAUGAAGCGAGAUAUUGCAGAGUUUGUAGCAAGGUGUCCAAUGCAGAAAGGUUUUGAUUCUAUAUGGGUUAUAGUGGAUCGUCUGACGAAGUCGGCCCACUUUAUACCUAUUAAGAUAUCAUAUACUGCGGCGAAAUUGGCACAAGUAUAUAUUGACAAGAUAGUCAGUUUACAUGGAAUUCCCGUGUCAAUAGUUUCAAAUAGAGGUUCAGUAUUUACCUCUAGAUUUUGGGGAAGUUUGCAAGAAGCGAUGGGAACGCGCUGGGAUGUGUAUUUGCCAUUAGUUGAGUUCUCAUACAACAACAGCUAUCAUUCCAGUAUCGAUAUGGCUCCAUAUGAGGCAUUAUACGGUCAGAAGGUACCAUUAAUUAAGCAGCGAUUGGAAACUGCUUUCAGUCGCCAGAAAAGUUAUGCAGAUUCAAAGAGAAAAGAGAUAGAAUUUCAAGUUGGUGACUAUGUCUUUCUGAAAGUAUCACCAAUGAAGGGUGUUAUUCGUUUUGGAAAGAGAGGCAAGUUAUCUCCAAGGUAUGAGGGACCUUACGAGAUUAUAGAGCGCAUCGGAGCGGUAGCAUAUAAAUUAGAUCUACCGCCAGAUAUGUCACAAGUUCAUCCGGUGUUUCACAUAUCGAUGCUGCGAAAAUAUAUCGCAGAUCCUUCUCAUGUGAUUCAACCACAAACUGUAGAGGUUAAUGAGGAACUUUCUUAUGAAGAGCAGCCUGUUGAGAUAGUAGAUACUCAACUACGGAAACUUCGUACUAAGGAGAUUCCUAUGGUGAAAGUGUUGUGGAGGAAUCGUUCUGUAGAGGAGUGUACGUGGGAGACGGAGGCGGAUAUGCGUCAGCGAUAUCCUUACCUGUUUUUACAAGGGUUGUGUCAAGAGAAAUUAAGAACACAGGUGUGGCGUAUCAUUCAAGACCCAAAUUCAUUACUCUAUCAAGUAUAUAAGGCUAACUACUUCCCAUCUACUGAUCUGUUUUCAACAUCAUUAGGCUCUCCACCUUCUUGGGGAUGGUGUAGCCUUAAAUUUGGAGCUACAUUGUUGGAACAGGGUAUUCGUUGGCAAUGUAAUAAUGGACAUUCUAUUCACAGUUUAUUUGAUCCAUGGAUCCCUACUACUUAUCCCUAUCUUCCUCAUUUAAAUCCAGAUAUUAAUCCUAAUUCCGUUCCAGCACUAGUAUCGGGUUUACUUAUUUCCAAUGGACGUGAUUGGAAUAUUCCAUUGAUAAAGGAAUUAUUUGUAGCUGAGGAUGUGGAAGCCAUUUUAUCUAUUCCUUUAUCUUUAUUUUCAGGUGAAGAUAGAUUGGUAUGGCAUCAUCAUAAUAAAGGCAUAUAUACGGUUAAAUCUGGUUAUCAUUUUCUUUAUAAGACCAUUCACAAUUCUGACUAUGUCAUGGCUCCUGGAUUUUCAACACAAGACUGGAAAUUAUUUUGGCAUGUUAAUAUACCUUCGAAGAUUCGUUUGUUUCUAUGCGAUGUAUUCACAAUGCUUUACCUACGAGGGAUUUGUUAUUGCAACGAUUCCAACAGUUCUCUUCUUGUCCUCAUUGUCAUCAAACUGAAACCUUAUGUCAUCUACUACUGGAUGCACUCCCAUUCAUUCUCUACUAUUUGGUUACAUAUAUGUUCUGAACUUCGACAAAUGGAUCCUUCAGAGGAGGCUUUAAUUUUGUUUUGUUUUCUUUUAUGGCAAAUUUGGAAGGCCCGUAAUGCAGCUAUAUUUAAAGUUGAGAUUAUCUCUGAAUCUCAAAUUAUUACAUUAGCUACUCAGGCCUGUAACUUUUCAAGUAGCAAUAUCACUUCUUCCAGUCUUCCUUCAGCUGAGUUCUUGAAAAUCAAUGUUGAUGCAGCGACUGAUAAACAUUUUAAAUUUGGAACCAUUGCUGCCAUAGCAAGAAAUCACCUGGGUUCUGUGGUGGCAAAAUUUUCAGCUGUAUAUAGAUCCAUAUGGGACUCGGGUAUAUUAGAAUUUCUUGCUUUACGGGAGGCAAUGAACUGGGCUAAAUCUUGA
Molecule: messenger RNA, 5547 nt
Organism: Mercurialis annua (annual mercury)
Lineage: Eukaryota; Viridiplantae; Streptophyta; Magnoliopsida; Malpighiales; Euphorbiaceae
Exons: 11
Coding region: 1-5547 (1848 amino acids)
Molecular function (GO): nucleic acid binding; zinc ion binding
Source: RefSeq, a predicted model, not a curated record